CAAAAUGAAGGCUUUCUUCGCUCUCGCUUCUUUGGCCGUGGCCUCUGCCGCUCCCCGGGCUGACAACCCCGCCCCUUACCAACCCGCUCCCUACAAGCCCGCCCCUUACCAACCCGCUUCCUACAAGGAGCCUUCUUAUGAUGAGCCCCCAAAGUACCAAUACAACUACGCCGUGGCUGAUGAGUACUCCGGUGUGAACUUCAACCAGAACGAGGGCCGUGAUGGUUACUCCACCAAUGGCGAGUACCGCGUUGUCCUUCCCGACGGCCGCACCCAAAUCGUGACCUACAACACCGCCGAUGCCUACUCCGGCAACGUGGCUGAUGAGUACUCCGGUGUGAACUUCAACCAGAACGAGGGCCGUGAUGGUUAUGCCACCAAUGGCGAGUACCGCGUUGUCCUUCCCGACGGCCGCACCCAAAUCGUGACCUACAACACCGCUGAUGCCUACUCCGGCAACGUGGCUGAUGUGCGAUAUGAGGGCGAGCCCCAAUAACCCAAGUACGAGCCCAAGCAAUCCUACAAGCCCGCUCCCAAGUACAAGCCCGCCCCCACCUAUGCCUAAGCGAUUGUGAUUUGAAGCCUCAUAUUUAUCGAGAUGCUAUUUAUUCAUCCAAAAUGAAAAAUAAAUCAUUUUGAUAAGUACCG
This is a messenger RNA of Tigriopus californicus, 648 nucleotides long. Its product is annotated as cuticle protein 19-like. The record is from RefSeq and is a predicted model, not a curated record. The transcript is spliced from 2 exons. The coding region runs from base 5 to 496 and encodes 163 amino acids. Lineage: Eukaryota; Metazoa; Arthropoda; Copepoda; Harpacticoida; Harpacticidae. Gene Ontology annotation, cellular component: extracellular matrix.